This is a messenger RNA of Musca vetustissima, 1881 nucleotides long. RefSeq names its product muscle segmentation homeobox. Gene Ontology annotation, molecular function: RNA polymerase II transcription regulatory region sequence-specific DNA binding; DNA-binding transcription factor activity, RNA polymerase II-specific. NCBI's taxonomy places the organism in Eukaryota, Metazoa, Arthropoda, Insecta, Diptera, Muscidae. The record is from RefSeq and is a predicted model, not a curated record. Gene Ontology annotation, biological process: regulation of transcription by RNA polymerase II. The transcript has 8 exons. Bases 1 to 1830 code for a protein of 609 amino acids.
AUGGAGUUGCGAGAGUGGGAUAAUAUAAUCACUACAACGAAACCUCCCACACCGCUGCACCUAACCUCAACUAUUAACGAUCUGAACGCGGAAAGUGUUAAAUUCUUCCCAUUGGAUUAUCCUGGUGAUUUCUUCAAAACGUAUAUCGAUUCGAGAUUCUACGCCGGCCACAAAUUGGAUUUCAAACAACAAAAUUGUGCCGGCGGCCCGGGUUCUGGUGGUGGAGUCGUCGGCAAUAACAACAAUAGCCAUCCAACAGCGGCGGCCUCGGCUCAUUUGUCCGCCUCGGCGUCGGCACCGUUACACGGUUUAGCGGCUCACACGGCGGGCCAUCAAUCGCAUCAUUCCCUGCUAAAUUCACAUCACGCACUACAGCAACACCAGCAGCAGCAACAACAACAGCAGCAGCAACAUCAAACAACACCAUCACCUUCCAUACAAUCUAACUCUGCACCCAAUAAUCCAACAUCUUUAGGUCCCCUAAAUUCCUCGUCCAUUAACACCAACGGUAAUCCAUCCGGAACCGGUACUAGUUCACCAUCAACGGCCGGUAUUCACCCUACUCAGGAUACCCAUUCCUCGUCAUCGGUACCGCCCGUUGCUACCUCGCUCAGUGCUCCCUCCCUACCCCAUAUAGCACCCACUUCACUUGGUCUCAGUCCCCAAUCCUCAGCGGAUUCUCAACAAUUUAACAUCUUUCCUGCCAUUUUUAGUCGCCAGCUGAACUUUUCCGCGGCGGCUGGGGGUUGUGGUCAAAGUAAACUAACCAUGGAUGAACUGCGGCCGAAUCUAGUUGGUGGCCUUUUGGGCCUACAGCAGGGUCUACUCGAGGAUCAUGCCGCCAGUAUGCAGCACGCUGGCUCUGUACCCCAAGACACCAAGUUUAUGUCAUUUCAAGAUAAUCGCCUCAUGGGCAUUGGUUCCUCACACGAAAAUCGCCUUUUGGGACUUAGCUCGUCGGUGCAAGACAGUCGCUCACCUGCCGCCAUCACCUCCAUGGACAAAAAUCCGCUCAAUCAUCAGCGAAAAUGCAGCAGCACACCCGAGGAUUUUAGUUCAUUGUAUUCGGGAUUACCCACACCUGGUAUUGAUUCGUCGUCGCAUCAUCACACACCCGCUCAUACGCCGCCAACGAGGCUAUCGGAUCAUACGAUAUCUGCGGAAGGUGCUUUUAAGAAACUGAAACCUGAACCAAGCACGGGCCUUUCAUCCGUUUCCAGCGGUAUAACAUCACCAGGAAGUGGUUUGUCAUCAUUAAGUCACCAUGCCGGCCAUACUCCAACCACAGCAUCAUGUCCAACGCCAGCGAGACGAAGACAUCGAACGACAUUCACACAGGAACAAUUAGCCGAAUUAGAAGCAGCUUUUGCCAAAUCACAUUACCCUGACAUCUAUUGCCGAGAGGAAUUAGCGAGAACGACAAAAUUGAAUGAGGCGAGAAUACAAGUUUGGUUUCAAAAUCGUCGCGCCAAAUAUCGCAAACAAGAAAAGCAAUUACAAAAAGCAUUGGCACCAUCUGUGAUCCCCUCAUGUAAUGGCAUGAUGCGUAAUAUUCAAGGUUAUAGUGUAUCACGUGGUUAUCAACCGUAUCCCCAUCAUAAUUCAAUAAAUCGUUAUCCUCAGGAUCUAUUCCAAAUGGGAGCCUCAUCAUAUCCGGGUAUGUCACAACCAUUCUCAAUGGCACAUGGUACGAAUAUGGGUGGUGUACGUCAAGAUUCAAUGGGUAUGUCACCCGAAGACGAAUGGUAUAAUAAAAGUUUAUCAGCGUUACGCAUGAACAGCUCACAUCAUCCGAACCUUUCAGCACCGAUGCUUCAAUAUCAAACAUAAUCGAAAACAUUUGACGAUUUCUUUUAAAAUGUAAAAUAUUACUGAGGAAGA